UCCACCUUCCAACCUAACGUUAUGCUUCAGACACACCGAAGUCGGAAGAGUCUGAUGGGUGUGGCUGGAUGUCAACCUCCGCCCACCCACAGGCUGCAGUGAGGCGGCUCACCUUGAAACGCUUUCGCCGCCAGUGUCUGUCCCAAGCUGUGAUGUUACGUUAGCUAAUUGCUAACAGAAACAUGGGCAGCUUCAUGGAUUACGCCUAUCCAGCUGGAGAUGAGAGCGACGCCAGCAAUGAUGAGUGGGACAUUGGGUGUUCGGAUAAAAAGUCUCCUCGCAUCAAGGGUUUGGAUGCUGUUGUACCAGAUGCAGAAGAUAAUGUGUCAUUGCUGAAAAGAGCCAUCAGUAAAGGAGACAUUGAGGCAGUUAAACAGCUGUUGGACAAUGGCAUCGACGUGGAGACCAGGCUUGGCUUUGAAUGGACUCCUCUGAUGUGUGCUGUCAAUGUGGCCAAUUAUGACCUGGCCAAACUGCUACUGGACAGAGGGGCCAGUGCCAACUUCAGCAAAGAUCAUUGGACAUUGCUGAUGGCCACCUGCACUGCGUCUGCCAGUGAAGACAAAAUUGCUCGCUGUGUGGAGCUUCUGCUUUCCAGAAAUGCUGAUCCCAACAUGGUUGACAGGUCUCACAUGACCUGCCUGAUGCAGGCAGCCAGGAACGGUUACAGUAAAAUCAUCAACCUGCUGGUUUCCCAUGGGGCAGAAAUCAAUGUCCAGGAUGACAAUGGAUACACGGCUUUGUCCAUAGCAGUGCAGUAUGGCAGAGAGGAGGCAGUGCUGAAGCUCCUCCAGCUGGGGGCAAACCAAAGCAUAAAGACCAAGGCUGGCAAGAGCCCUGCCGAACUGGCUGUGAUCUUCAAACACUCACAGAUAUGCAGAAUUCUGGCCUCUUCAUCCCACGCCUCGACUGUCGAGGCCUUCAGCUCCAUGGAAGAGACCCUUGCAAAGUUCUUCAAAACUAACUCUGAACCGCCACCUUCCAAGGAAAAAGUAACCAAGCUUGAUGACCUUGAGCUCCUCCUACACGGCCUUGAUCUUGGCUACCUCACUGACAUCAUGACUGAACAUGAUAUCACCUGGAGCUACCUGUCGACCAUGGAGAAAGAGGACUUGGAGAAGAUUGGUAUCACAGACCCGGUGGACCAGCAGAAGGUGCUGAGUGCUAUGAAGCAGAUGCACCUGGACAAAGUGGACCUAGACACACUCAGCCAGCUGGGAGCCACAGACAUUGGGAGUGAGGAGCUGCAUAACUUCUUGAUAAGAGUAAGGCAGCAUUGUUGUUACCUGACAGAGACAAUUCAGGAUGUCGUCAGCCGUUUUCCCGGCCAAGCCUAUAAGCUGGUCUUCUCAUUGGAACAGAAGAAGGAGGCCCAGGCCAUCUGCAACCAGGUAGUGGUCCAGACUAAAGAUCUGCAGAAGGAAGUCGCCUGUCUCCGCAAUCUGCUAUGCCAGAUGGACGAGGCCGGAGAUCGCUGUCAUAUUCUUCAACCUGGUUCCCACAGCAACUGGAGGAUGCGGUCCCUGACCAGAGUAGCACUAAGCGCUCUCGGCGCCAGCUUCCUCUUGCUCCUCUACAAAGCUGCCAGUGGCAAGGUUUACCAGCAGAUGUUCAGGAGUGCCUGCUAAACACCUGAAUGGUUGUGUUCAGUCAGUUAAUGAGCUUGUAAUAUUUUGUUUUGACUGUAGGUGAUAAAUUGGAUUAUGGAAGGACUGAUAUGUUUUAGGAUAAAACAGAAUUUUUGUUGUUCUAACACUUUUGUUUUCCACUUUGGUCUGACUGGUCUUUGAGUUUAGUUCUGAAUUCUUUUACCUUUUUAUGUUUUAAGGGUUUAAGUGAAAAUUAAAGUUUCUUAUGAGGAACAAUUUCUUGCUUAGUCAAAUUAAGUUUUAAGUUAAGAAUGUUUUAAUAAUGUUCAGGCCUUGAAGUAACGGAUGUCAUGGAAUACUUCAUCAUUUUGGGAAAUAUGCUUAAUUCACUUGAUCCACUCAACCAGAGUGAGAAGAAAAAGAUUGUCAUCAACUUCAUGUCUGUGCAUUGAGUAUGGCGCUCGAGCUGAGAGGCAAUUAGACUGGAAGCAGCUGAAAAUAUACACUUUGUCCUUUUAUGGGGAUGUUGGGGGCUGCAGAGACAAUGACUUCCCUCAAUGUUCUUGUCACAGUAAGUUUGGCAAACAACCAGCAGUCAUUAUAUUUCAGUUGAGGUAUGUAUUAAUCAAACGAGAUACAACUUGUCAGUUAGUGAGCUGUAGAGAUGUUAGUUAGUAGAUGCGCUUUUUAACAUUGGACAUAGGCAGACUAGCCGUUUCCCCCUGCUUCUAGUCUUUAUGCUAAGCUAGGCUAAUUGUCUCCUGACUCCAGUUGCAUACUUAACCCACAGCAAUGAAAUGUUGUUUUUUGUAUUUUUUUUUAAAAUCAGAGUGCUGUGCCUUUGUCAAACCGCUUAUCAUUUUAGCCACGACCACCCAAGAUUUUCAAAACCCAGAAACAUAAAUUGUUAAUCUUGAUUGUUUGUAAGUUAUCAGCUCAGUCCUUUAAGUGAGUUCAGCUCAGUUAAUACUUGAUUUAGCAUCUUUCACAAAUUCCAUUCCAGGUAAAUUCAGUCUGUUCAGGCUACGACCUGACUGGUGAUGUUGAUAUUGUAAGAGUUUUUCUCUUCAUAAAACGUGUAGUGAAAGACA
Micropterus dolomieu (smallmouth bass) is the source of this 2680-nucleotide messenger RNA. RefSeq names its product ankyrin repeat, SAM and basic leucine zipper domain containing 1 (gene asz1). The record is from RefSeq and is a predicted model, not a curated record. The transcript has 13 exons. Gene Ontology annotation, molecular function: protein binding. Gene Ontology annotation, biological process: piRNA processing. Gene Ontology annotation, cellular component: pi-body. The coding region runs from base 183 to 1628 and encodes 481 amino acids. Lineage: Eukaryota; Metazoa; Chordata; Actinopteri; Centrarchiformes; Centrarchidae.